Molecule: messenger RNA, 2518 nt
Organism: Paramormyrops kingsleyae
Lineage: Eukaryota; Metazoa; Chordata; Actinopteri; Osteoglossiformes; Mormyridae
Product: fibromodulin
Molecular function (GO): protein binding
Source: RefSeq, a predicted model, not a curated record
UGCGGCGGGUUGCCCAUGCACAGACGGCGGCUGCUGCAGAAGGGAGCUGAGGACAGGGACAGUGUGCUCCCCGCGUUUGGUCACAGGCCGUGGAAACAGAAUUUGACGAGUGUCGUCAUCACCCGCGGUUCCCAGCAUACAGUCAGAACCAGACCAACUGUCCAUCCUCAUGGAUGUCAAGCCCAUCCUGCUGGUGCUGUUGAUGAUCAGGCCAGCACAGGCCACCACUGCAGACUACGACUAUGGUGGGAUUCCCCUCCGGAUCAACCGUCUGCGUGGAGACCCCAGCGUCCUGAGUCUAUGGGGUCGGAUUGAGCCCGGUUGGUUCAGGUCCGUGAACCCGCAGGUCUGCCCUGCCGAGUGUGACUGUCCCAUCCAAUGGCCCUCAGCCAUAUAUUGUGACCAGAGGGGGAGGCACCAGCUCCCUGCCAGCCUCCCACCCCGGACUCAGUACCUCUUCCUGCAGCGAAACAACAUUUCCGAUAUUGGUGCCAACGCCUUCAGUAACUCCACCCAUUUGCGCUGGCUCCUCCUUGACCACAACCAGCUAGUCAACGACCAGGUGGCCCACUCGGCCUUCUCCAAGCUCUCCUACCUGGAGAUCUUGUUCAUGAAUCACAACAACUUGACGGAAAUCCCAACUGGGUUACCCGAUGGCCUCCGGCAGCUCCGGCUAGCACACAACCAAAUCCAGAAGAUCUCACCCCGGGCUUUCCAGAACCUGCAGAACCUCACUCUGCUACUUCUUCAAGGAAACCAACUGAAGGUCAUCGGUGAUGAAGACUUCACAGGCCUACUCUCACUCAAUCUGUUGGACCUCAGUCAAAACCACCUGGAGGAAUUCCCCAAACACCUGCCCCCAGCGGUGCAGCAGCUGUACCUCUCCAACAACUCCCUGCGAUCCCUGGGAGAUGAAAGCCUGCACGGCUUCCACAGUUUGCGUUACCUCCGCCUGGGAUACAACAGGCUUCACAGCUCAGGCCUUUCCGCAGGCGCCUUCAAUCUGAGCUCCUUGGUGGAGCUGGACCUCUCCUACAACCAGCUGACCUCCACCCCCACAGUGCCAACCACUCUUCAGUACCUGUACCUGGAGGUCAACCUCAUCCACGAAUUCAACGUGUCCAGCUUCUGCAGAGCAGAUGGGACCACGGACUACUCCAGGCUCCGGAUCCUGAGGAUGGAGGGCAACAGGAUGGCCCACCACCAGCUGCCGCCAGACUGGGUCAUGUGUCUGCGGGUGAUCCACCGCAUCUACAUCUGAAUCAUCAUCACCCACAAUGCAAGGCCUUGGCAAAAUCAUCCACCCAUCUCGGCAGACUUUGACCACGGCAUAAUUUCCAAACACUUUGCUGUCUGCUCGACUCUCUUAAAGUGACACUAACUGUUUAACUGUUUAACUCUUAUUUUCCACUACAGUCGAUGCCAGCAGACACCUGGGUCAGAUUAAUGCAUGGGCUCUCCUAGGAUAUAGCCAAGGUUAGUGUUUCACAAUCUGGUCCACAGAUAGUCCAUAUUUUUGGAGGAAGCUAAAACAUGGACCGCCUGUGGGUCCUCAGAGACCGGAUUGAGAAUCACUUGACCUAGGGCAAUGUCAAGCCAGUCCACUAACAGGUAUUUGGUGUUCCUCAUUGUUUGGCUUGUUCUCGAUUGCUUGGUUCACAUGGGCUGGGACCUGGGAGAGAGCGAAAAUGUGGAGUGUCUGGGGGUCCCUGAAGACUGGGUUAGCAGACAUUGCCUUAGGGCCCCAGCAGACAUCAGGGCCUCGCCUUGGAAAAUGCGGAACAGUGAAUUAAUUCGGCAACACCCGAUUCUCCAUGCUGAUGUCAACCCUGGGCCCCAUGUAAUUGCCGCCUAUUCCUGACACAGCCUCUCAACAAGUCUGAGAAUAAAAACCAGCCAAUCCUGAGGGUUUGAGGCCCCUCCUAAAGUGAUGUAAGAGAUUGUCAAGCAGCCAGGUGGACACUGUGAUGUACACCAGAGAGGGGUGCAAAAAUGUCUCCAAUAUUAUUCAGCUGUACAUAUAUGUAAAUGGACUGCAUGGGGGUCAAAGUCUGUUAAUCAGCAAAACAUGAGAGAAAAUAUUUCCCAGGCUCUCGUUCCAGUUCUGGGUCUGAAGGUUGCAUUUUUGUCCUAUGUUACUGGUUAUCUCUGUAACAAAAUGCACAACAUAGAUAUAUAAAUGCAUGCACAGACACAAAUAAACACAUAUACAGCGUGCAUAAAACAUGUUUCUGUGACCAAAACAGAUCAGCUUCUCACAAGGAUGGCUUUUUUUGUUUAGCUAAUGGGAUCUAUAUCUGAAAUGUGGUGUAAUGCAUAUUUACACAGUACUUUACUGCGGGUGUUUAAUCCUAAUCCACUUCUAAUCCACAUCUAUUAGUUCUAAGCCACUUCUGUAAUUACAGUGAAAACACCAUCAUCUUCUAGCCUCCUAAGCAAGUGACCCAUGGUGCAGUGAAAUUUCAGAUGUAAACAGACCUGCCUGCAUUAAUAAAAGCGGCUCCUUCCUUUGAGCAAA